CCCGCUCGAUGAGCGGCGCCCGCCCGCCCGCCGCGCUGUGCCCGGGGAUCGGCGGCCGCGGCCGGCGCGCUCGGCAGCAUGUGGAGUCCCACCGAGGAGGAGAAAUACGGCGUGGUGAUAUGCAGCUUCCGAGGAACGGUUCCGCAGGGCUUGGUCCUGGAGCUAGGUGAGACCGUCCAGAUCCUGGAGAAAUGUGAAGGCUGGUACCGAGGUGUUUCCAUUAAGAAGCCCAACGUCAAGGGGAUUUUUCCUGCCAACUAUAUUCACUUGAAAAAGGCAAUUGUCAGUAACAGAGGGCAAUAUGAAACAGUUGUUCCACUUGAAGAUUCUGUUGUGACUGAGGUCACAGCGACACUGCAGGAAUGGGCCGUGCUCUGGAAGCAGCUCUAUGUGAAGCAUAAGGUGGAUCUGUUCUACAAGCUGCGCCAUGUGAUGAACGAGCUCAUCGACCUGCGCAGGCAGCUGCUCUCGGGGCACCUGACGCAGGAUCAGGUGCGAGAGGUCAAGAGGCACCUCACGGUGAGGCUGGACUGGGGCAAUGAACACUUGGGCCUGGAUUUAGUUCCUCGGAAGGACUUUGAGGUUGUGGAUUCAGAUCAGAUCAGUGUUUCCGAUCUUUAUAAAAUGCAUUUGUCAAGUAGACACAGUGUCCAGCAGAGCACGUCACAGGUGGACACGAUCCGUCAGCGCCACGGGGAAGCCUGUCGCAUGCCAGUGCCUCACCACUUCUUCCUCAGCCUGAAGAGCUUCACCUACAACACAAUUGGAGAGGACACAGAUGUCUUUUUCUCUUUGUACGAUGUCCGAGAAGGCAAACAGAUCAGUGAGAGGUUUAUGGUGAGGUUAAACAAGAAUGGCGGCCCCAGGAACCCGGAGAAGAUCGAUCGGAUGUGCGCGCUGUUCACAGAUCUCAGCAGCAAGGACAUGAAGAGAGACUUGUACAUAGUUGCCCAUGUAAUCCGAAUAGGUCGGAUGUUGCUAAAUGAUUCCAAAAAAGGGCCCCCUCAUUUACACUAUCGGCGCCCCUACGGCUGUGCAGUGUUGAGCAUCAUGGAUGUGCUUCAGUCAAUCUCUGAAAUAAAGGAAGAGAAGGAUUUUGUUCUCAAAGUUUACACGUGUAACAACGAGAAUGAGUGGUGCCAGAUCCAUGAGAAUAUCAUCCGCAAAUCCAGCACCAAGUACACGGCCCCCAGCUCCAACUAUGGACUUAUCAUUUCUCUUCAGCUUCUUCGUGGUGACAUGGAGCAGAUUCGAAGGGAAAACCCCAUGAUCUUCAACAGAGGUGUUUCUGUUACCAGGAAGCUGGGUUUUCCUGAUGUUAUAAUGCCAGGUGACAUCCGGAAUGACCUGUACCUGACCUUGGAGAAGGGAGACUUCGAGAGGGGGGGGAAGAGCGUGCAGAAGAACAUCGAGGUGACCAUGUACGUGCUCUAUGCCGAUGGGGAGAUCCUGAAGGACUGCAUCAGCCUGGGCUCAGGAGAGCCGAGCAGGAGCGCCUACCACUCCUUCGUGCUCUACCACAACAACAGCCCCCGCUGGGGGGAGAUCAUCAAGCUGCCCAUCCCCAUCGACAGGUUCCGGGGGUCCCACCUGCGCUUCGAGUUCAGGCAUUGCUCCACAAAAGACAAGGGAGAAAAGAAGCUCUUUGGUUUUGCCUUCACCCCACUGAUGAGAGAUGAUGGCACUACCUUGUCAGAUGAUAUCCAUGAGCUUUAUGUUUAUAAGUGUGACGAGAACAGCACGUUUAACAACCACGCGCUGUACCUGGGGCUGCCCUGCUGCAAGGAGGAUUACAACGGCUGCCCCAACAUCCCCUCCAGCCUCAUCUUCCAGCGCAGCACCAAAGAGACCUUCUCAGUCUCCACACAGCUUUCUUCUACCAAACUGACCCAGAAUGUGGAUCUGCUUGCCCUGCUGAAGUGGAAAGCUUACCCAGAUCGUGUGAUGGAUAUUCUGGGAAGACUGAGACAUGUCAGUGGCGAGGAAAUUGUGAAGUUCCUGCAAGACAUUCUGGACACGUUGUUUGUAGUUUUGGAUGACAACACAGAGAAGUAUGGUCUGUUGGUCUUUCAGUCUUUGGUGUUCAUCAUAAACCUGCUGCGUGACAGCAAGUACUUCCAUUUCCGGCCGGUGAUGGACACCUACAUCCAGAAGCACUUCGCAGGAGCUCUGGCUUACAAGGAGCUGAUCCGCUGUCUCAAGUGGUACAUGGACCGCUCCGCCGAGCUCGUGCGCCAGGACCACAUCCAGGAGGCCAUGAGGGCCUUGGAAUAUCUUUUCAAGUUCAUUGUCCAAUCUCGGAUCCUUUACUCCAGAGCUACUUGUGGAAUGGAGGAGGAGCAGUUCCGCUCCAGCAUCCAGGAGCUUUUCCAGUCCAUCAGAUUUGUGCUCAGCUUGGACAGCAGGAGCUCUGAGACUCUCAUCUUCACACAGGCCGCUCUGCUCAACUCCUUCCCCGCCAUCUUCGACGAGCUGCUGCAGAUGUUCACGGUGCAGGAGGUGGCCGAGUUCGUGCGGGGCACGCUGGGCAGCAUGCCCAGCACGGUGCACAUCGGCCAGUCCAUGGACGUGGUGAAGCUCCAGUCCAUCGCCCGCACCGUUGACAGCCGCCUCUUCUCCUUCUCAGAGUCCCGGCGCAUCCUGUUACCUGUGGUUCUUCACCACAUUCACCUUCACCUACGACAGCAGAAGGAGCUACUUAUCUGCUCUGGGAUCCUCAGUAGUAUCUUCUCCAUAAUCAAGACCAGUUCUUUGGAGGGAGAUGUCGUGGAGGAGGUUGAGAUGAUGGUGGAGAGCCUCCUGGACGUGCUUUUACAAACCCUGCUUACAAUCAUGAGUAAAUCGCAGUCUCAGGAGGCGGUAAGAGGGCAGCGCUGCCCGCAGUGCACAGCAGAAAUCACUGGAGAAUAUGUCUCCUGCCUUUUGUCUCUGCUCCGUCAGAUGUCAGACACUCACUUCCAGCACUUACUGGACAACUUCCAAAGCAAGGAUGAACUGAAGGAGUUCCUCCUGAAGAUUUUCUGUGUGUUUCGGAACCUGAUGAAGAUGAGUGUCUUUCCUCGAGACUGGAUGGUGAUGAGGUUGCUCACCAGCAAUAUCAUUGUUACAACAGUGCAGUACCUGUCCUCUGCCCUGCACAAGAAUUUCACGGAGACAGACUUCGAUUUUAAAGUCUGGAACUCUUACUUCAGCCUGGCAGUUUUGUUUAUUAACCAGCCAAGUCUCCAACUAGAGAGUGCCACACCAGCCAAGAGGAAGAAGAUUCUGGAUAAGUACGGUGACAUGAGAGUGAUGAUGGCCUAUGAGCUGUUCAGCAUGUGGCAGAACCUGGGUGAGCAUAAGAUUCACUUUAUUCCGGGAAUGAUUGGCCCCUUCCUCGGUGUUACACUUGUGCCACAACCAGAAGUCCGGAAUAUCAUGAUCCCCAUCUUCCAUGACAUGAUGGACUGGGAGCAGAGGAAGAAUGGCAACUUCAAACAGGUGGAGGCAGAGUUGAUCGAUAAGCUGGACAGCCUGGUGUCCGAAGGAAAAGGUGAUGAGAACUACAGGGAACUCUUCAGCCUGCUAACCCAACUAUUUGGGCCUUAUCCCAGUUUGCUGGAGAAGAUUGAGCAGGAAACUUGGCGGGAGACGGGAAUCUCUUUUGUUACAUCAGUUACUCGGCUCAUGGAGCGUCUGCUGGACUACAGGGACUGUAUGAAAGGAGACGAAACAGAGAACAAGAAAAUCGGCUGCACUGUUAAUCUUAUGAAUUUCUAUAAGUCUGAGAUCAACAAGGAGGAGAUGUACAUCCGCUACAUCCACAAGCUGUGUGACAUGCACCUGCAGGCUGAGAACUACACAGAGGCUGCAUUUACUUUGCUUCUGUACUGUGAGUUGCUCCAGUGGGAGGACAGACCUCUGAGAGAGUUCCUGCAUUAUCCAUCUCAGUCAGAGUGGCAACGUAAGGAAGGUCUGUGCCGUAAGAUUAUCCAUUACUUCAACAAAGGGAAGAGCUGGGAGUUUGGGAUCCCGCUGUGCCGAGAACUGGCCAUCCAGUAUGAAAGUCUCUAUGACUAUCAGAGCCUCAGCUGGAUCCGGAAAAUGGAAGCCACCUACUAUGACAAUAUCAUGGAACAGCAGCGCUUAGAGCCAGAGUUCUUCAGAGUUGGGUUUUACGGUCGGAAAUUCCCAUUUUUCCUGCGGAACAAAGAAUAUGUGUGUCGGGGCCACGACUAUGAGAGGCUGGAAGCCUUCCAGCAGAGGAUGCUGAGCGAGUUCCCACAAGCCAUUGCCAUGCAGCACCCAAACCACCCCGAUGACUCCAUAUUGCAGUGUGAUGCCCAGUAUUUACAGAUCUAUGCAGUGACUCCCAUCCCAGACAAUAUAGACGUGCUGCAGAUGGACCGUGUCCCGGACCGCAUCAAGAGCUUUUACCGAGUCAACAACAUCCGGAAAUUCCGCUACGACAGGCCCUUCCACAAAGGCCCCAAGGACAAGGAGAAUGAGUUUAAGAGCUUGUGGAUUGAACGCACCACUCUGACCCUGACUCACAGCCUGCCUGGCAUCUCCCGUUGGUUUGAAGUGGAGAGAAGAGAACUGGUUGAAGUAAGUCCUUUGGAGAACGCCAUUCAAGUGGUUGAGAACAAGAACCAGGAGCUGAGGACACUGAUAAGCCAGUACCAGCACAAGCAGAUGCAUGGCAACAUUAAUCUUCUCAGCAUGUGUCUGAACGGGGUGAUUGAUGCGGCUGUUAACGGCGGAAUUGCGCGGUACCAGGAGGCCUUUUUUGAUAAGGAUUAUAUCACAAAGCACCCCGGUGAUGCAGAGAAGAUCACACAGCUCAAGGAGCUCAUGCAGGAACAGGUACAUGUCCUGGGAGUGGGUCUGGCUGUCCAUGAGAAAUUUGUACACCCAGAAAUGCGUCCCCUGCAUAAGAAGCUGAUAGACCAGUUCCAGAUGAUGAGAUCCAGCCUGUACCAUGAGUUGCCUGGUUUGGAUAAGCUGAGCCCAGCCUGUUCUGGCUCCAGCACCCCCCGCAGCAACGUGCUGGUGUCCCAUGGACCCAUGAGCCCAGAGAGCAUAAAGCUGGUGCAUCGACACAGCCCACUGAACUUGCUUGGUUCAGUCCGACACUCCUCAUCCUCCCUGUCAUCCCACACCUCCAGUGAAACAGGAAACCUGGUUAUCCUGACAGACAGCUCUGUGGGGGAGAAUGCUGAGGAUAUGUACCACAUGCAGGCCAGCCCUUCCACCUCCAGCCUGAGCUCUACUCACUCUGCACCAUCCCAGAUGAUUAACUCUGCCCCUUCCAGUGCUCGAGCGCUGGUGAAAGGUGCUGGAUUGACCGCACUGGAGGCUGAAGCCCUCUAUUUACCCACAGAACAGAUACAGCAUGGGCGGCAGCCGUGCAAGUUCCCCCAUGCUGCCCCCACCCAUGUGCCUCAUCUCUGUCCUGGAGGGACCACCUCUAGAGGCUCUCCCUCUCUACCAGAUAAGUACCGGCACUCUCGGGAGAUGAUGAUGUUGCUGCCAGCCCACCGGGACCGACCCAGCAGCGCCAUGUAUCCCGCAGCUAUCAUGGAAAACGGACAGCCUCCAAAUUUCCAGCGCGCCUUGAUCCAGCAAAUGAUUGGACCGUGCAAACCUUGCAGUGAUCCCAACCUGUCCGUGGCUGAGAAAGCUGUGCCAGCAGCACCCAGUAGCUGGAGCCUGGACAGUGGAACCCGAGAGGCCCUGCCAUUCCUGUCUGCCCACGUUGGGAGCAUCCUGGCCCCACCAGUGCCUCCCCGAAGCCUGCCCCAUGGACACUACUCACUGCACUUUGAUGCCUUCCACCACCAGCUCAGUGAUGCUCCUCCUGCACUGCCUGCACGAACACUGCGCAAGUCCCCUCUUCAUCCUAUCCCUGCAUCGCCCACCAGUCCGCAGUCUGGUCUAGACGGGAGUAACUCCACUUUGUCCGGCAGUGCCAGCAGUGGUGUCUCUUCCUUGAGUGAGAGUAAUUUUGGACAUUCUUCUGAACCACCUCCUCGCACAGACACCAUGGAUUCUGUCCCCAGCCAGACCUGGAACACUGAUGAAGAUCUAGAGACACCCUACCUCCCUGUCAGGUACAGUCUCUCUGAGCCUGAUGUCCUGGAGUCGCUCAAGUCCCAGCCAUGCCGAAGCCACUCUGCUCCGUCUGGAGUCAUUCCUCAGGACACCAUGGACCCUCCUGCUCUGCCCCCCAAACCUUACCACUCCCGGCUGCCAAACAUGGAGAACGAGGAGGGGAUGAUCAUUGAAGAUGAUGACAAGCACCGCCCGUUGCACCGUAAAGUGUCCCAGCCAGUGAGCGGUGGAAAGGAAGAGCAGGCCAGGGUGGCAUGGGAGCACGGCAUCACUGAGCAGUAGGGACAGCUCGUGGAACACGGCUGGCAUCGGCAUUCCAGGUCUGGAUACAACCGAGAGAGAGAGAGCAGGACUCGGAGAACAGCAAACCGAUUUUCUACUGCCGCAAGUUUAUGUCUGAGGCCCACACGAGCAACUGGGCCAGCAUGGGAGGUUGCUGCUUUCCUUUUUAAGUUCUUUUUACACCUUUCCGUUUCGUUUUUUAACUUUCUGUGCAGUGGACAGUUUAUUCCUUCUGCAGUUUCCUAACCACAUCAUAUGGCACACGAGCCAUAGAGACUUGCAGAAGCUGAGAAAUACGAUUUUAAGCGGAGGGGGAAAAAGGGGGGAAUGUGGCAAGUUUUGAACCUGCUUUCCUCCCGGUUUUGAGACGCACAUGAGUAGAAGCAGUUGCACUAGGGACAUAUCUCUUUGCUGUACAGAAUUGAAAGCUCAUUGCUGAAAUCAGGGAUUCUAUGAACUGUCAGGCUGGAAGGUGCAUGAGCUGCAGGCAGUGGAAAGAUGGCAAUUCAAAGAAGAAAUUGGCUCUUUUGAGAGCAGGAUUGUACAUAUCUGUGCAGUGAUCUCCCUGCAUUGGUUCAUAGGUGCUGAGGCAAUCUAACCAGUGCUGAUGCACUGAUCUCCAAGAUAUCAUUUCCAACAAACUCUGCCUCCUUUGUUUUUUAUGUACUGUUUGAUUUCUUAAAUUUUGCUUUCACUGGCUAAGCCAACCUGCUUUCUCAUGGGAAUCAUGUGUUAUUCAUCUGUGCUACAGGAUGAGAGGAGGUUGGUAGCUACUGGAGCUACAACCUCAUUGUAGGCCUUUCCCAUGCCCAGCUUUGGGCAGGCUGUUGACACCAGCAUUUCUAUUCCAGUUUAAAACAAAACCAACCAAAUUGAGUUUCUCAUGCCACAAGCUGGUUGAUGACCCAGCCAGUAAAGAAAGGGUGGCUUAAAUGCAUCAUAUCCAACAAUCUUUGCCUCAGGGCUGAACAUCACAAUUCUCACCAACUUCCAUCACCCAGGAGCUGAGAUUCAUUCCAUGUUAACUCAAUAUCCUCAUCCCUCCCCAAAACUCGCUGCAGUGAGAAGGAAUCUCCCAUCUCAGAGUAGACAGAAAACACCAAGACUCAAGCAGUGCCCGGUAUCCAGUGUACACCCCAGAGUCAGGGACCUUAAAGGCAACCUGUAAGGAACAAGUGUUUGUUUCCUCUUUUGCUUCUUUAGAAUGUGCAGUAAGAGCUGCUGCUUCUCUCUUCUGGAAGGUUGAUUUCUUUUUUUUCUUUUCUCCUCAGGCAGCAGUGCAGCCUUUCCCCAUCCCAUCUUUUUUUUUAUGGCUAGGCCCCAGACAGGGCUGAAGAACACUGAGGGGUUGGGGAACAAACUACACCACACAAACCAGAACUGUGCAGAGGUGAAGACAGUAUGAGUGUGUGACCACAAAACAAGUCUUUUAAUCAGUAUUUGCAUAGUUCAGGGAAAAAAAUCUGUGGGUAAUAGUGUUCUUUACAAAGAACAGAUCUUGGUUUUAAGAAACCUUUUAUUCUUGUUUUCAUAUUUUUCAAGAAACUUUCAAUCAGGAGAGUAUAAAAUAUUUAAUGUUUUUAGAUAAACAAGCCAUGUUCCUUCCCCUUGCCAUGCCCACACACAUUUUAAGCCUUCCUUAUAACCCUUUCACCUGCAGACUGCAAAGCACACUCCGUAGGAUGGAAACACACCUCCCUCUUUCCUACCACUGAAAAACCUGAAGCACAUUCAAGUAAGACACUUACCUCCAUAUAAAUUAGUGCCAGAAACAGGAACAGCACUCACCUUUCAUCUUGAAUUCUUAUCCUAACUGCUCAGUUUCUCCUGCUAAAAACAGCAUAAAGAAGCAAAAAAGGAUAUUAUAAAUCUUUUACAGGUCACCUUUAGCACUACCUCUAAAUACAGUGACUGGGCAGAGUACAUGGCUUCUGAACUGGCUAAAAAUGGUCUGGCUGUGUAAAGUCUGGUCUCAGCAGUUGUGUGAAGGGGAUUUUAAGAGGAUUUGUUUAUUUUCUUUCUCCAGCUCUAGCCCAUGCAAAACUAAGUUAAAGAUUUGUUUCUUAAAUGGCCUAUUUGGCUGGAACAAAGUCUCUCUUGCUUCCUCUAUUUUGUUACUAACACAGGCUGCUUGUAAUCAUUAUAUCCUUCACAAUUAAGACAAUGGUAAUAAAAUCUGGCCCAUAGUGAAUGCUUCAUCUCUAGCAGGAAGGAGAGUUUUCCAAUGCGAGGACAGUCCUCAAUGUUAAGGAACUGAGCUGGAUCUCUGGUAUAGAACACAUAAAUGAAAACAGUUCAAAAUUAUGGUAAAGGUAAGUCAAGGAAAUUCCUUAGAAACGGGUGAUGUGUUUUCACAUAUGCUGUUCUCCAGUCCCACUGAGACUCUUCCAGUGACAUUUUUAAAAGAACUUACUAUUUAGUUCCAAUUCCCUUGCCCCUGGUUUUGUUUUUCUUUUUGGCAGCAAGACUAAAAGUAGGAAAUGUAGUGACUUACCGAGCUUCCUUAACAUGGAAAAAACAGCAGGUCUUGCAAAUAAAACUUUGCAGAACCAAGAAUGCAACUAAAGUGGGACUGAGUCCCAGGCAGCUGGAAAAUCUGCUCACUAGAGCUCUAAUCAGUCUCUCAAAACACAUCAUCCUGCUCUGAUUAGAGACACAGUACAACAGCGGUGAGUCCAUGGGGAGUGUGACAUUCCCAUGUAUUUGUAAGGGUUCGAAGGUCAAUCAGGUGAUGUAUACAAAUACCUAAUUUAUGGCAGGUCCACACAAAGAAGGAUGGAAUAAAUUGCUGAAUUUACCAAAUUUAAGCCUCUCUGGAGUUAAAUUUCUGUUAUGGUUCUGAAAUCUACCAAGUAUUCUGCUCCCCUUUUCAGUGUUUGCCUUAAAGGGGACAGAAGAUAGAAAGACUAUUAUUAAAAUAUUGUGAAUCUUGGAACUAAUAUUGCUUGGAACUACUUCUCUGUAUGGUGAGGUGUCUUUUAGCAUAGUACAACUCCAACAUCAAGCUCAGUCCUGGAGUAGGGGGAAGCAACAGCAGUUGUUGCACUUGCCCAACAGGAUUUGAAGAUUCCUUGUAUAAACCACAGCAACAGGAUGUUUUGAACAGGACCUUGACAUUCUAUACCUAACUCUAAUUCAAACUUCAGUGUACUUGCCUUCAUUGGGUUUUCUUUGCAUAACAAAAUAGCAUGUGCAUUCCUGAGAAAAUUGGUGGAAUUCUGCUAUAAAUCUCUCCAUCAUCCGUGUACCUGCUGGCCCCAUCUGAAACAAAAUUGAGAAGGAACUACAGUGAUAGAAGAAAAGCACUUAAUUUCUCUGAAUCCCUUUUUAUUUUUCCAGUGGUUGGGUUGGUUUUAUUACUGUGUACAAGACUCAAGAUUCUUUUUUGACUUUUCCCUCUUUGGUUUUUAGCUUACCCUUUUUUAGGUAAGGGAUAUUGCAUAUCCCUUCUGUGGGAGUAUCAGCCAAAACUGGGGAGGCUGGAGAGAGCAAGAGCCUUUGGGAAACAAAUUAUGUGAUAUUUAAAAUUUCCUCUGAUCAUGCUUCUUUGUAAAUACCCCCAUUUGAAUGCUGUGUAUUUGUACAGGAAAUUGAGCAAAAAAUGUAUAGAUUGUGACGUCUGACUGGUAUUCUGCCCUGUAAAUGUGUUUUUAACCUCUGGCAUUCUGUGCUUAUUUAAAAAAAAAAAAAAAAAAGGCAAAAACCUCUAACCACUUCUCUUUUGUGUAUUCAUGUUUAAAAUAAAAUGAAAACAGCUAUCUUAUCUAUAAUGGAAAUCAAAUUCAAAAGGAAAAAUUAAUUUGUACAAGUGUCCUAAAGGUACUUCAUUGUAUAUAUUGUGAUAGCAUGUUUCCAGAACCAACAAAUAAGUGGUGUGAAUUUUAGAUGUAAAUAUCUGCCGUUUGUUUUGGGUUCCUUUCCCUUACCCAUUCACUCGACUGCUGUGAUGUGGAAUUAAAGAUUAAUACCUGAUAUUAAAACA
This is a messenger RNA of Empidonax traillii (willow flycatcher), 10357 nucleotides long. It is a transcript of the gene DOCK3, whose product is annotated as dedicator of cytokinesis 3. Lineage: Eukaryota; Metazoa; Chordata; Aves; Passeriformes; Tyrannidae. The record is from RefSeq and is a predicted model, not a curated record. Gene Ontology annotation, biological process: small GTPase-mediated signal transduction. The transcript has 55 exons. Gene Ontology annotation, molecular function: GTPase activator activity; small GTPase binding; guanyl-nucleotide exchange factor activity. Bases 79 to 6375 code for a protein of 2098 amino acids. Gene Ontology annotation, cellular component: cytoplasm; plasma membrane.